This is a messenger RNA of Lolium rigidum, 1898 nucleotides long. RefSeq names its product U-box domain-containing protein 7-like. The record is from RefSeq and is a predicted model, not a curated record. The coding region runs from base 1 to 1452 and encodes 483 amino acids. The transcript is spliced from 3 exons. Gene Ontology annotation, molecular function: protein binding. NCBI's taxonomy places the organism in Eukaryota, Viridiplantae, Streptophyta, Magnoliopsida, Poales, Poaceae.
AUGGUGGCGAGGUGCGUGCACGCCGAUGCCUUCCGGCUCUGGCCGAUCUUCUCGGCCGCCACGCUGCGGCGCAAGCUUCUUGAGGUCCUCACCUGCGGCGGCGGCGGGGGUGGUGGAGGUUCUUGCCGUGGCCGGGCGUCCUGCCGGUCGCCCAAGCCGCGGACGCAGUCGAUGCCGAGGCCGCGGUCCGACCGGCUCGCGGAGCUGCUCAGGGCCGAGCCGUCCGAGUGCGGCGACGGCGACGACGAGGGCGAGGCUGACGCGGCUGCCAGGAAGGCUGCCGCGCUGGAGGAGCUGAAGGUCGUCGUCGCCGCCCUUCAGGAUGGAGAUGGAGACGGAGAGAGUGCCGGCGGUGUGUCGUGGCGCGUCGAGGCGGCCACGGUGGUGCGGAGGAAGGCCAAGGACGACGCUGCUGCGCGGGAGAUGCUCGCGAUGCUCGGGGCCAUCCCGCCGCUCGUCGCCAUGCUCGACGACAGGGACGGAGCCGGCGAGGAGCUCCUGGCCGCCGCGCUGUACGCGCUCCUGAACUUGGGGAUCGGCAACGACACGAACAAGGCGGCGAUCGUGCAGGCGGGCGCCGUGCACAAGAUGCUCCGCAUUGCGGAGGUCGCGUCGGGCGCACUGACGGAGGCGCUGGUCGCCAACUUCCUCUGCCUGAGCGCGCUGGACGCGAACAAGCCCAUCAUCGGCGCGUCCGGGGCGGCCCCGUUCCUGGUGCGCGCGUUCGAGUCCGCGGCGACCGAGCAGACGCGGCACGACGCCCUGCGCGCGCUCCUGAACCUGUCCAUCGCGGCGGCGAACGCGCCGCACCUGCUGGCGGCGGGGCUGGCGCCGUCGCUGCUGGCGGCCGUCGGGGACGCGUCCGCGUCGGACCGGGCGCUCGCUGGGCUCUGCAACCUCGUGGCGGCCUGCCCGGAGGGCCGGCGCGCGGUGAGCCGCGUCCCGGACGCGGUGCCGGUGCUGGUGGACGUGCUCAACUGGUCGGACGAGGCCGGGUGCCAGGAGAAGGCCGCGUACGUGCUGAUGGUGCUGGCGCACCGCAGCUACGGCGACCGCGCGGCCAUGAGCGAGGCCGGCGCCACGUCCGCGCUGCUGGAGCUGACGCUGGUGGGCACGGCGCUGGCGCAGAGGCGCGCGUCGCGGAUCCUGGAGAUCCUGCGCGCCGACAAGGGCAAGCAGGCCGCCGAGAGCGUCGUGGUGGCCACGGUGUCGGCGCCCCAGGAGCGCGGCGCCGGAGGGCCGUGCCGGGAGGAGGAGGCGGAGGGCGACGAGGCGUGCAUGAGCAACGAGAAGCGCGCCGUGCGGCAGCUGGUGCAGCAGAGCCUGCAGAGCAACCUGCGGCGGAUCGUGCGGCGCGCGCGGCUGCCGCGGGAGCUGGCGCCGGCGUCGGCGUCGGCCGAGAGCCUCAAGGCGCUCACCGCCUCGUCCACCUCCAAGAGCCUGCCGUUCUGAGGCCGGCAGAAAGCAGCGGCGCAGGAACAGAGGCAGGAUCGCAGGAUGGCAGAGAGCAACCAUGAGGAGAUGGUUGGAGAGGAGACUUUGCUGCAUGGCGAUGGCAGUGCGAGCGUUGGAGACCGGGAAUCUCUUGGUGCCUGUGGAAGAGUGAUGGGAGAGUAUGGGCAAUUCUUGUUUAAGCUCUGCUGCUGAUGGAGCCCACGUGCUCGGAUGCGUCGGCACAGGCUCAGAUGUUCUUUGCUCCUAAUCGCUUUUGCUUUGCUAUGUUAAUCUAAUAUAAGCACUGCUCUGUUCUUCUUCCUGCUUUUGUAUAGUUCUAGUUAAAUUUAGUCAUACUACACCUAGUGGUGGUCAGCGUCAGCCAUGGUCGCUCUUUAGCUGUGUGCACAUGAUAUUUUCUUCUUGGAGAGUGUGUGUUAGAGAGAGGAAGGGGGAAGAGGAUG